UAAUAAUCGAUCUUAUGGUUUUUUAUCAUCUUUGUUUGAUAAUUUGAUCUGUGUCAUGUCUAUACGAUUAUUUGUGUCAUCCUUAAGAUCGGAUAAACUUGCUUAAUAUUUAAUUUCCGUAGUUUGAAGGAGAGAGAUAUGUCCGAGAUCACUAAUGAAACUUCUGGAAAAGGGACUUUAGCUAACAACGUGAAUGAUUGUGGUUGGAGUCAUUUAGCUCAGUUUUCUGUAGCUGUUGAGAAUAAAGAUCCAAAGAAAUCGAAGUUUUCAGAUACGUUACACCAGUUUUGGAAGAAAGAGCAUGAUUGGGGAUGGAAAAAGUUUAUUGAGUUACCAAAAUUACAAAAUGGAUUCAUAGAUAAGUUUGACUCUCUUGUAUUCAAAGCUCAAGUUCAGGUGAUUAGAGAGUGUGUGAACCGACCUUUUCGCUGCCUUGAUGCUCAGUAUAGGAAGGAACUUCUUAAGGUUUAUUUGAAAGAUGUGGAGAAAAAGUUCAUGAGCUUUGUGGAAGAGAAAAGAAUCAAGCUUAUGAAGGUGAUGGACGACAAAAAGAGAUGGAAGAGCUUAUGUGUCUUUUGGUUAGGGAUGGACCAUAAUGCGAGGCUCGAGAUGUCUCGAGAGAAAAUGGAUGUGAUUCUGAAACUAGUUGUGAAACACUUCUUCAUCAAGAAUGAAGUUACAUCGACUAUUGUGAUGGAUUUUUUGUUUUAUGGGUUAAAGUCUCUUGAAGAAAAAUGGAGAAAAUUAGAAAGACUUGCAAGCGUGGUUGCGAGAGAAUUGAUGAUCAGUAACCAAAUUGAAUCGGCUAUGAAGACUCUUGAAGAGGUAACUAAGAAGGAGAGAAGAAAUGAUGACAAAGAAUUCGCUUUAAAGAUCAAAGAAGACGAAACUAAGAAUGAAAGAACAAUUGAUGCCAAAGAAUUUCAAGCUCUAGUUGCUAGUUUGAGCAAUGAUAUAUUUGUUCUUGUUAAAAAUCCGAUGUUACUUCUAGAGAGAUUUGUUCUUGCGCCAUUGCCUGAAAUGGGUUCUCCAAAGCUUGUGCAGGUUGGCAAUGUCCAAACACAGUAUAAUAUGGAGCGCGAUGAGAAGCAAUUAGCUGAUUAUGGUAGAUGGGCUUUGGAGGUAGUACCAUUGAGCCAAGUCUAUCAGAAGUUGGACGAUGAAAUGAAGAAAGCCAAGCAUUCGACAAACAAGAGACGCAAGCUAGCUCUUGAGGAUGAUGAGAGUGCUGCUGAGACAGAAGAUGACGAGAGUGCUGAGACAGAAGAUGAUGAGAGCGCAGACACAGAAGAGGAUGAUGAUAACAUGACCGUUGCGCAGAGGAUCAAAUCUAGAAAGAAGUCUGGUGACAUAGAGAAUACUGUAGGAGAAAGAAGUAGACUUGUGGCGGAUAACAACGUUCCAGACCUUCCUCAAAAGCUUGCUUAUGGAGAUGAGACAGUAGCAACAACACAAGAGGAAACAGAGCAAAAGAAUGAUGAAAACAAAAACUCUUCUAAUGAAGUAGCUGCUGAGAAGGAAGAAGAUGAUGAGAGAUUGAAACAGAGGAAGCUGGCAAUAAAGGAGCUAGCUUUGAAGACGGAAGCACGAAUGUUGAAGGUGAUGGAAUUGGAAGAUGAAUCUGAUUUCGAGAAGCUUCUCUCAUCUGAUAAUCGGAUCUCCAUCACUGGCUUCGGUUCUCUUCUCUCUGAGAGAAGCGCGAGGAGUACAUUUCCAGAUUUGGAGAAUUUCAGAAUCGCGAAAUUGCAAGGAUUCCGAAGAGUUUUCGCUCACUCUGCUCCCAUCUUCUUCGAGCGUGGAAUCGCGAAUCCUGAAACUAAGGAGAUCUCAAGCUUGAGUGUUGAGCCAUGUGAAGGAGAGAGCCUUGUGGUUACUGUCUUUGAGAUCAAAAGCUCAGAGAUUCCGGCUUUUAUUCGAAGGGAGCUUGAAUUCAGGUUUCUCGCUGUUGUUCCUGAAACAUUGGAAGGCAAACCUUACACCAAUUCUGCGGUACUUUGUGGUCGAUACAGUGAUGAAGAGUUUUUCCAGAUUAGAUGCAAAGGAAACAAAGAGAUUUACUUUCAACAUUAUGGAAGAUUCAACAUCGAGAAGAUUUGGCGGGACGACAUCUUACCUUGUCGUCUCUAUCUAAGACAUUGUGUAUUGGCUGCUAAAAACCUAGGAGAUGAAGCUUACAAUAACUUUCUGGAUCAUACAUUCUUGGGAGAUAGAAAAACGACCAUCAGAGAGUAUUUAAGCAGCACAGGGUCUGGUAUCAUGGAAGAAGAACCACCGGAGGCUCUCAAGUCUAGAUAUGGAGGUUGAUCAAAAACCAAAGAAAAAGUAAAAAAUGAUAUUUCUAUCAAACUUCAAUCGUUACAAUAAAAAUGAACUUGUAGG
Messenger RNA from Arabidopsis arenosa, 2379 nucleotides. NCBI's taxonomy places the organism in Eukaryota, Viridiplantae, Streptophyta, Magnoliopsida, Brassicales, Brassicaceae. The record is from the annotation of a GenBank genome assembly.